Messenger RNA from Rosa rugosa (rugosa rose), 1292 nucleotides. Its product is annotated as probable WRKY transcription factor 7. Gene Ontology annotation, biological process: regulation of DNA-templated transcription. Lineage: Eukaryota; Viridiplantae; Streptophyta; Magnoliopsida; Rosales; Rosaceae. The record is from RefSeq and is a predicted model, not a curated record. Bases 41 to 985 code for a protein of 314 amino acids. Gene Ontology annotation, molecular function: DNA-binding transcription factor activity; sequence-specific DNA binding. The transcript is spliced from 3 exons.
UUCCACUUUCCCCUCUUUCCUCUUCGCCCCUUCUUCAGAAAUGGCCGUGGAUUUCAUGGGUUAUAGGAAUUUCUCGGCCAAGCUAGAAGAAAACGCCGUCGUCCAGGAAGCCGCCUCCGGCCUCGAGAGCGUCGAGAAGCUCAUCAGAUUGCUGUCCUCCCAGCAGAAGCAGGAGAAGUACCACUCCAUGGACAUGGACUGCACCGCCGUCGCCGACGUCGCCGUUUCCAAGUUCAAGAAAGUUAUUUCUCUUCUGGGCCGGACCCGGACCGGCCACGCCCGCUUCCGGAGAGCCCCUCUGCCCUUCACGGCUCCUCCACAAGAGUCCGUCAAUCCCAUAGAUUCUUCGUCCACUAGGGUCUACCAUGCGACGCCGAUCCAGCAGAUCGCUCCGCCGGUGGUUAUGCACCACCACGGCGGCGGGAUGGAGGGGACUAAAGACUCGUCCACCACUAUAAAUUUCUCAUCGUACUCUUCUGCUGCGACGACAUCGUUUAUGUCGUCGUUGACUGGGGACUCGGACAGCAAGCAGCCCAUGUCGUCUUCCGCGUUUCAAAUUACCAAUAUGUCCCAGGUCUCUUCAGCCGGAAAGCCGCCGCUUUCUUCUGCUUCCCUGAAGCGGAAGUGCAGCUCCGACACCUUGGGCUCCGGCAAAUGUGGUGCAAGCUCCUCUGGUCGCUGCCAUUGCUCAAAGAAAAGAAAGCUGAGAUUGAAGAGGGUAGUGAGAGUUCCGGCUAUAAGCUUAAAGAUGGCUGAUAUUCCACCGGAUGAUUACUCUUGGAGAAAGUACGGACAGAAACCCAUCAAGGGUUCUCCACAUCCAAGGGGAUACUACAAGUGUAGCAGUGUUAGAGGGUGCCCGGCUCGUAAACAUGUAGAGAGAGCUUUGGAUGAUCCAUCAAUGCUAGUAGUGACCUAUGAAGCAGAGCACAAUCACUCUCUCAAUAUUGCAGAGGCUUCGAAUCUCAUCCUAGAAUCGAGUUAGAUCAACAAAGCCUUUGUCUUUGAGCUUCUUUUAGAUGGAAAUCAAUGGUAGAUGUACUAGUAGUAGUGGUUACAGUACCGGCUGAACUCUGGACUCGGACUCGGUCAUGACUCGGUUCAAUCUCGAAGGAGAUGAGUGAGUUUGGGUAAUCAAAUCAAUUAGUUGAUGAAUCAAAUCAUUUUCCUGUACAAUAUGGGAUGCCUUCUUCUUUGCUCCUCUUCAAACACUGUGAAUUAUUUAAUCCUUAUUUCAAAAAAAAAAAAAAAAACUACCAAAAGAAAUGAGAAUGGUGGUGGAUUUGGUGAUC